GCAGGUGUGGGACGUUCUCCGCGGGCACGAGCUACGGGGAGGAUUUCCGGACGCUUUCUGAUUGAUUUUGGGGCUUUUGACCCAAAGUUCGGCGGCGAAGUGCCUCCACCCUCCUCCUUCUCAUGGAUCUUCGUGGACAGAGCGUCCAGGCCGCCUCGACGGCUCCAGCAGGGCGCGACCCAGGACCCAGGACGGCGUCUGGAACCAGGCUAUGGCUCCGGGACCCCAGGACCCUUCAGUUAGUCUUCGUCGUCGCAGUUCUGCUGCCGGUCCAAGUUGACUGUCCCAGCCUCUGGCAGGAUCAAGUUCCCCAGCUGGCAGUGGCCGCACAGCAACAGAGGCACAGCCUCAAGGAGGAGUGUCCACCAGGAUCUCAUAGAUCAGAACAUACUGGAACCUGUAUCGGGUGCACAGAGGGUGUGGAUUAUACCAAUGUCUCCAACAAUUUGCCUGCCUGCCUCCUAUGUACAGUUUGUAAAUCAGGUACAGAAUGUCUAAGUCCCUGCACCACGACCAGAGACAGGUGUCGGUGCAAGCCAGGAACUUUCCGGAAUGACAAUUCCACUGAGAUGUGCUGGAAGUGCCACAUAAGGUGCCCCAGAGGGAUGGUCAAGGUCAGGGAUUAUACAUGCUGGAGCGACAUCAAGUGCGUUGAUGAAUCAGCUGCCAGUUCCACUGGAAAAACCCCAGCUGCGGAGGAGACAGUGACCACCAGCCUGGGGACUCCUGCCUCUGUGUCUUACAUCCUACAGAUUGUCACAGGGGUCAUAUUGUUUGUGGCUGUGGUUGUGUUUGUUUACAUGAUUUUAUUUUGGAAGAAACUCACUUCUUUCCCGAAACUCAUCUGCUCAGGUGGUGGAGGGAACCCCAAAUGUGUUCAGAGUAAGUUGGUUUCUCCAGGAACUGGGGGAUCAGGGGUUCAGGAACAGCUUCCCAUCUACUGCAGAGCCCGGGUGGGCACAAUCCCUUGUCCUCAUGUUGGCUCUGACUCUCUGACCUGGCCUGGGGGUUCUGGGCUGACUGUGGGGGACACAUGCCUGGGUGACACCCACACCCACAGCCUGCACCCUGGGGACGGGGUGACCACUUGCCUUGCCUCAGCAGUCUUUUUCUGGUGUUUAUGUCCCUCAUGAGGUCCUGGGGCUGAGGACAAUGCCCACAACGAGACCCUGAGUAAUAGAGACUCACAGCCCACCCACGUCCCUGAGCCGGAAAUCAAAGAUCAGGAGCUUACAGAGCCAAUGGGUGUGACUGUACAGUCACCAGAGGAGCCACAGCAUCUGCUGGGACAGUCAGAAGCCGAAGGGUGUCAGAGGAGGAGGCUGCAGGUUCUAGUGAAUGACGCUGACCCCACUGAGAUCAACACCUUGCUGGAUGCCUCGGUGACACUGGAAGAAGGACACAUGAGGGAAACAAUUCAGGACCAACUGGUGGGCGCCGAAAAGCUUCUCUAUGAAGAAGGUGAUGCAGGCCCUCUACGUCCUGCCUGUGAAACAAUCUCUUCAGGAAACCAGAGCUUCUCUGGUUUACCUUUUCUCUUACAAAGGGAGGAAGCCUGGAAGAGACAGUCCAGUGCUUGACCCACGCCUCAGCAAACUCUACUGUCCAGUAUGGUGCAGCUUACCUGAGGUCUUACCACUUUGUCAAUGCACUUGGAGUAAUUUUUAUAAAAUAUUGUGUGUGAUAAGCAAA
Molecule: messenger RNA, 1692 nt
Organism: Cebus imitator (Panamanian white-faced capuchin)
Lineage: Eukaryota; Metazoa; Chordata; Mammalia; Primates; Cebidae
Product: tumor necrosis factor receptor superfamily member 10D-like
Biological process (GO): TRAIL-activated apoptotic signaling pathway; positive regulation of apoptotic process
Cellular component (GO): plasma membrane; cell surface
Molecular function (GO): TRAIL binding
Source: RefSeq, a predicted model, not a curated record